This is a messenger RNA of Phlebotomus papatasi, 876 nucleotides long. It is a transcript of the gene mRpL9, whose product is annotated as 39S ribosomal protein L9, mitochondrial. Gene Ontology annotation, biological process: translation. Gene Ontology annotation, molecular function: structural constituent of ribosome. Lineage: Eukaryota; Metazoa; Arthropoda; Insecta; Diptera; Psychodidae. The record is from RefSeq and is a predicted model, not a curated record. The transcript is spliced from 3 exons. Gene Ontology annotation, cellular component: ribosome; mitochondrion. The coding region runs from base 92 to 826 and encodes 244 amino acids.
AACAGUGUAAAGUGGUGAAUUUGAGAGAAAAACAUUGCGGGAGGAUUCCUUGCUGAAAAAAGGGAAAAUCAGUGAAAGUGCAGCAAUAAAUAUGCUAAGAUCACUCUUAUGUAUUCCCCGAGCAUACACUGCAAAUAUUCUUGGAGUAAAUUCCCCAAAUCUCCAGCAAUCUAGGAACACUUUUAUCCUGAAACGACGUUGGCCUCCGGGUCUUCACAAGAAGAAUGAACCACCGAGAGCCUUGAGACCACGUAACUAUGUGUACGAUUUCGUGGAGGAUACAGAAGUUCGAAAGAAGAAGGAUAUAGAAGUUGUCCUAACGACAUUCGUUGAGGGCCUUGGUCAUAAAGGGGAUGUUGUAUCCGUGAAAUCUCGAUAUGCCCACAAUAUGCUCCUUCUUCCUGGACUGGCUGUCUACAAGACGGAAAAAAAUCUUGAGAAAUACAAGAGAGACUCUGACCAACCGGAAGCUGAGAAGCACAGUUCACCCUUUGCUCAAAGAACCAUCAACAUGAUCGAGGGAAAAAUUUUGCCAAUUGUCAUGAACAAAGAUGAGCCCUGGGUAAUUGAGAAGUGGCACAUUCGUGCUUCCCUCCGAAAAGCCGGAUACUAUGCAACUGAUGAAUCCAUCACAAUCCCAGAAACACCCAUCAAAGGUCCUGAUUUGAGUCUAGAGAACAAAGAAUUCAACGUAACAAUUAAAAUAAAUGGAAUGGAAACAGCUACCCUAAGAUGCAGAAUCCAUCAUUGGAGUACAGAUCCAGUUGGUAAAUUACCUUAUCUUCCAGAAUACUGGAAACUCCCAUCUGAUCCCAUUUUCUCCUGAGAAAUGUAAACCUCAAUUAGUGAAUGAAAAUAAAAUAAUUUUUGAACAUU